AUGUCUGUACACAGAUAUACUAAUAUAAGAGAUAUAGAUAGUUCUGAACUUCGAGGUCGUGGUCGCGGUCGUCCAACUAUAACAUUUGGCGGAAGUAGUGAGCGUUCAAAACGACGAAAAUGUGAACUUCUAUAUAAGAAAUCAAGUUUAAAUGAACUUACUGAGACAACUGCAUAUGCAUUAAGGAAAAAAGGAAAUAAAGAUACAGCAAAAUUAGUAAAAGAAGCAACAAACACUACUCCAACAGGAAGAAGGAAAAUUCGUGGUAUGGUGUUUGGAUUAAAAAUAAAAAUAAAUUAA
Cinara cedri is the source of this 300-nucleotide messenger RNA. The record is from the annotation of a GenBank genome assembly. Lineage: Eukaryota; Metazoa; Arthropoda; Insecta; Hemiptera; Aphididae.